AUGAUCAGCAGUCAGUUGGGCUCCCUGAACACUGCUGCCCCAGCGGGGCCAGUGUGGCGAGAACCGAAACAAUUGGAGCAGAUGAAGGACAUGGAAGAGGGCAAAAAGGAGUCGGAUGAGCUGGCGCCCAUGUAUGUCGAAGGGCGAACAGUGCAACUGGACCAUCAAACCUGGAGACAGCGAGCUCCAAUGUUGGUGGGUGGUCUUCUUUUGCUUGGCCUGGUGGUUGUCCUGACGCAGAUGCCGGGAGGAAACACUGGCACGCCAGGCAGUCAAGAGAUGGUAGACACCAAGGGUGAGAUGGGCAUAGCUGCAGAUGCUAGUGCUGGCCCCAGCCUGCUCACAGCUCUCCGUGCAGGAAAAAUGCAUUAUUGUCUAUAUAUGGAGAUAUGA
Durusdinium trenchii is the source of this 393-nucleotide messenger RNA. The record is from the annotation of a GenBank genome assembly. NCBI's taxonomy places the organism in Eukaryota, Dinophyceae, Suessiales, Symbiodiniaceae.